AUGAGCCAAUCAAAUUCAACUCAGAUUCCACCAAAUCUCACGUUGAGUAUGGUAGAGGCCAAGGAAAAGGAGUUGGCGGCUCGUCAUGAAGCUAUUCGACAACGACAACGACAAAUUACAUCGGAAGUGGGACCUCCACCAAACUUUCCACCGGAGUUUUUGUGCAUCAAACCCCAAAUAUAUCACAAUAUUAGAGAACAAAUACCUGUGCAGCAUCAGAGGUUUAUGUAUAUACUUUGUACUUUGUAUAUAACAACUAUUAUUCUUAUUAUUUACAAUCUUGUGUGCGCAUUGGUAAACUUUCUUCUUGGUGGUAGCGCCAUGCAUUUUGGUCUUUCAUUUUUGUAUCUACUCGGUAUUCCAGGUGCUUUUAUUGUAUGGUAUUAUAAUGCAUAUUGUGCAGUUCUCGAUAAAUCGUAUCCACGUCAUCUUUUAGCUUGUUUUGGUAUUUUUGUUGGAUUGGGAUUUGAUGCCUGGAUGGCUGUUGGUGUACCUGGCUUUGGUGGAUGUGGAUGGAUAAUAGCAUUUGGACGAACAGGUAAGGUUCCCGCAUUUAUCAUGUUGUUAAUAUCAUCUUGCUUGUGGUCGCUUCAUGGAGUUAUACUUUUUUUUAUGUUUGUGUUCUUCUGGCGUUCCUUCUCACGUGGACGGAUUUCACGAUAUGAACAAACUGCGUUGUAG
This is a messenger RNA of Trypanosoma theileri, 681 nucleotides long. RefSeq names its product putative membrane-trafficking protein. The transcript has a single exon. The coding region runs from base 1 to 681 and encodes 226 amino acids. The record is from RefSeq and is a predicted model, not a curated record. Gene Ontology annotation, biological process: protein transport. NCBI's taxonomy places the organism in Eukaryota, Euglenozoa, Kinetoplastea, Trypanosomatida, Trypanosomatidae. Gene Ontology annotation, cellular component: recycling endosome membrane; trans-Golgi network membrane.